UGCAGAACUUUCCCCCUGAAAAUCCCUGCACCAGAACCAGCCCUCCCGCCCCGGGGAGGUUUUGAUUUAAGUGGCUUUCCUUCCUUUUAUUUUCUGUUGGGUGCGACUGUAAGUUUUGGCUGCAGAGCGAACUUGCAGCUCCUCCGAGUACAUGUCUACGGUAAUCGCCUCUGCAGCCGGUUACCCUGACACCAUGCACUCCGAAGCAGAGGAAUCCAAGGAAGAUUGAAACUUAUUUUACGGUGUUGGUUUUGUUUUGCUUCGUUUUAAUGAAAUAAGAGAUUAUUUGAACAGACAUGAGAAUUGGCAAGAGUCAGUAUUAUCUCCUCGUCUCCUUCAAAAUCAUCACCAUCCUGAAUGGCCACAGAUGUGUUUAACUCCAAAAACCUGGCCGUUCAGGCACAAAAGAAGAUCUUGGGUAAAAUGGUGUCCAAAUCCAUCGCCACCACCUUAAUAGACGACACGAGCAGUGAGGUUUUAGAUGAGCUAUACAGAGUGACCAAGGAGUACACCCAGAACAAGAAGGAGGCAGAGAAAAUCAUCAAAAAUCUCAUCAAAACAGUCAUCAAGCUGGCCAUUCUUUACAGGAAUAAUCAGUUUAAUCAAGAUGAGCUGGCCCUCAUGGAGAAAUUUAAGAAGAAAGUUCAUCAGCUUGCUAUGACGGUGGUCAGCUUCCAUCAGGUGGAUUACACCUUUGACCGGAACGUGUUGUCCAGGCUGCUAAAUGAAUGCCGGGAGAUGCUCCACCAGAUCAUUCAGCGUCACCUCACCGCAAAGUCACAUGGACGGGUUAAUAAUGUCUUUGAUCAUUUUUCAAAUUGUGAAUUUUUGGCUGCCUUGUAUAAUCCAUUUGGAAAUUUUAAACCGCACUUACAAAAACUUUGUGAUGGUAUCAACAAAAUGUUGGAUGAAGAGAACAUAUGAGCAUGUGAGUUAAGAUUGUGACUGCUCAUGAUUUAUUUGAAGAUGGAGCACUGCUGAUUUAUGAAGGAAAAAAGAAUUUUUUAAAGAUUACACACAUUUCAGAAAGACUUCGCCCAAUUCAUUUGUCAAGCAUUAAUGAUAGUGCUUUUUAUAGGGCAUGUUUUGUUUGAAGAAAAACGUAUUUCCAAAAAUUCUAGUGAAAAGCUUCCAAACAGUUAACAGAUCAUGGGGAAAAUGUGUGGUUGGAUAAUUCAGAUACCGAGUUAUACAAAGAAAAAUACGUAUGGUUCCAAACC
Loxodonta africana (African savanna elephant) is the source of this 1220-nucleotide messenger RNA. RefSeq names its product TNF alpha induced protein 8 (gene TNFAIP8). Gene Ontology annotation, molecular function: cysteine-type endopeptidase inhibitor activity involved in apoptotic process. Bases 358 to 924 code for a protein of 188 amino acids. The record is from RefSeq and is a predicted model, not a curated record. Gene Ontology annotation, cellular component: cytoplasm. NCBI's taxonomy places the organism in Eukaryota, Metazoa, Chordata, Mammalia, Proboscidea, Elephantidae. Gene Ontology annotation, biological process: regulation of apoptotic process. The transcript has 3 exons.